AUGGUGGAGAAAUCGGGGCUGACCGAGGUGCAACACCCCAAGCCGUAUCGUUUGCAAUGGCUGAAUGAGACCGGCGUCGUCGAGAUUACCACGCAAGUGAAAGUGCCUAUUCACCUUGGCAGGUAUGAAGAUGAGGUUUUGUGCGAUGUUAUUCCCAUGCAGGCGACCCACAUUUUGUUGGGUAGACCGUGGCAGGUCGAUAGACGAGCUAUUCAUGAUGAAGUCACCAAUAAGUACUCCUUCGCGUAUAAGCAAAAGAAGUUGGCAAUUGUUUCCCUUAGUCCACAACAAAUUUAUGAGGAUCACGUGCAACUGCAGCAACGACACAAGGAGGCGGAUAAGGUGCAGUCUACGGAGCAGCCGGUCGAGCAAACAGAGAUGAAGGUUGAAGUGGAGAUUGAUAGAGAGGUUGUUGCUCUCCAAGAUGAGGUGACCGAUCCCGAUAGGCCACAAUUGGAGGAGACCGACGAAGCAAUGGCAGUUGUGGUGGACAUCGAUCGAGAGGUUGUUGCUGUUGAAGAAGAGGAGCCCAAUCUUACGUUGCUGAAAUUGCAGGAUUCACGUGAGAAAGUGCUUGAGGAAUAUGUUCCAAUUCCUUUGGAAGCAACGGUUUUGCUGAUCACGUCUGCAAGUGAAUUCUUUUGUGAUAAAGCGCCGAUGCAUGAUGCUACAUGGCUGUUCGGAAGAAAAGUGAAGCAUGGCAGUAUUUUCAACAACAAGUUCUUCAUGUUCAAGCCUUCUAUUCGUUCUGUUUUGCAGGAGUUUGAUGAUGUUUUUCCCGACGAUACACCUGCCGGUUUACCACCAAUUCGAGGGAUUGAGCAUCAGAUUGACUUUGUGCCCGGCGCUACACUGCCGAACCGACCAGCUUACCGAACCAAUCCGGAGGAGACAAAGGAGUUGGAGAGGCAAAUUGGCGAGUUAUUGGCCAAAGGGCAUGUGAGGGAGAGUUUGAGUCCUUGUGCGGUACCCGUUCUACUAGUACCGAAGAAGGACUCGUCUUUGAGGAUGUGCUGUGAUUGCCGAGCCAUCAAUAACAUCACGGUAAAGUAUCGCCAUCCUAUCCCUCGUUUAGAUGAUAUGCUAGAUGAGUUGCAUGGUUCUUGUGUCUUUUCUAAGAUCGAUUUGCGUAGUGGAUACCAUCAGAUUAGGAUUAAGGAAGGUGAUGAAUGGAAAACUGCUUUUAAGACAAAACUUGGUUUGUAUGAGUGGUUAGUUAUGCCUUUUGGUUUGACUAAUGCGCCUAGUACGUUCAUGCGUCUUAUGAAUCAUGUUUUGCGUAAGUGCAUUUUCGGUACGGACAAGCUUGUGUUUCUUGGUUUUGUUGUUAGUGCGCAGGGUGUACAGGUUGAUGACGAGAAGAUACGAGCUAUCCAAGAGUGGCCAACGCCGACGAACGGGCAGCACAAGUUGAACAAGCGGCAUGCAAGGUGGAUGGAGUUCAUUGAGACGUUUCCCUACGUCAUCAAAUACAAGCAAGGUAAAGAGAAUGUGGUGGCUGACGCACUUUCUCGGAGGUAUGCCUUGAUCUCUACCUUAGAUGCUAAGUUGCUUGGUUUUGAGUGUAUCAAGAGUUUGUAUGAGCAUGAUGCUGAUUUUGGUGAGAUUUAUCUAGCAUGUGCCAGAGCUGCGAGUGGAGAGUAUUUUAGGCAUGAUGACUAUCUUUUUAGGAAGAAUAAGUUAUGUGUUCCUAAAUGUUCUUUACGUGAGUUGUUAUUGCUUGAGUCUCAUGGUGGGGGUUUGAUGGGACAUUUUGGCAUUGCUAAG
Molecule: messenger RNA, 1767 nt
Organism: Salvia miltiorrhiza (redroot sage)
Lineage: Eukaryota; Viridiplantae; Streptophyta; Magnoliopsida; Lamiales; Lamiaceae
Exons: 4
Source: RefSeq, a predicted model, not a curated record